AUGAACUUCCUCACCGCGAUCAAGAAGCCCGAGCACUUCGACAGCUGGCUCUUUGGCGACGAUGUCGCGGACCCGCGCCCGCCAUUGGCGCCGACAGCGAACCGGUCGACGCCUGCGUCGCCGAUGGCCGACGACCAUAGGCCAUCGUCCGCCAGCACCAAGCUCGCGCAGGCCGCGACGGCGAUCCAGGACAAGUACAAGAAGUUGGCCAAGAACAACAUGAACGACAAGACGAUCUCUAGCAGCUAUCCGAUGCCACUGAGCAAGAAGUUUCGCAAGUACCUUCGCGACAAGCAGCGCGCCGCCAUGGACGAAAAGCAGCGCCGGCUCUUGCAGCUCUCGGAAGUCAGCCGCCUCCGCGCGCACGCGCUGUUCUCGCUGCACGAGAUUGACCCAAAGAAGCUGCCGCGCCUUCUCGAUUUCUUGGCCAAGACGACUGACGACGGCAACUACCACCACGUCCUUCUCUUCGUCCUAGGCUCGAGGAAGAGCGCGACGCGGCGCGCCUGCAGCAUCUCGGCGACGCUCGAGCUCGAAGAGAUGGUGCUGGUGAGCGUCCAGACCGACGACAUUGGCUGGGUCGGGUUUCGCCCGAUCCAGCACCUCGCGUUCAAGCGGCUCACGCGCGAAGAGCUGCCGCGGAUCCUCAAAAGCACCGAGUACCUCGACAUGCUGCAGGUCUCGGAGCACACGGCCGCCUUUAAUCGCCAGCAUUUCGAGCUCUACUUUGGCUCGACGUCGAGUACGUUCUGA
Molecule: messenger RNA, 753 nt
Organism: Saprolegnia diclina VS20
Lineage: Eukaryota; Oomycota; Saprolegniomycetes; Saprolegniales; Saprolegniaceae
Exons: 3
Coding region: 1-753 (250 amino acids)
Source: RefSeq, a predicted model, not a curated record